Messenger RNA from Macadamia integrifolia, 1490 nucleotides. Its product is annotated as exocyst complex component EXO70B1-like. The record is from RefSeq and is a predicted model, not a curated record. NCBI's taxonomy places the organism in Eukaryota, Viridiplantae, Streptophyta, Magnoliopsida, Proteales, Proteaceae. The transcript has 2 exons. Bases 792 to 1490 code for a protein of 232 amino acids.
UUUCCUUAUUUUAAAAUGUAACUACUUUGGAUGAGCUUCUAGCUUAGUGGGAGGCUGCUAGGCAGUUGAGGUUCUAAAGUAAAUCCUUGAAAACUUUUGGUGUUACCUUUCUAGUCCCCAUCUUGAAAAUUAAAUUUUAUUUUAUUUUUGAAGAAAGAAAUAAGAAGGUUACAUAGAGUUCAUAGUUUAGAACAAGAAAUUGGUAUCCUUAAUUAGGUUUUUCCCUAUCAUAGCCUUAAAGACUAUAAGUUUGAUCAAAAGAAAAAGAGUAUUGUCAUCAUUUUUUACAAAAGAAAAUUGAUAUAUUCUAGUUCUUUUUUUUUUUUUUUUUUUUUUUUUUAAGGGGAUAAGUUCAUACUGGUAGGACAUAUGGGAUAAUGGGUAAUAGAGGUUAAAACUAAAGUUUGAGCACCACAGCAUUGGUAGGCCUAAGCGAUUCUAGUUGUAGUUGCUAAUUAUUGUAUUGAAAAAUGUGUAGCCCCAUAUGCCCCCUUACUGGCCUCCUUAGUGUAUAUUGUCUAGUCCUUUGUUUCUAUGCGGUUCUUGAAUUAAAUUAAAAAGAAAAAAUGGGAAGGGAAGGGGAGGGGAGGGGAGGGGAGGGGAGGGGGGAAUGAUACUCGAUUGUAUUCUCUAUGCCUAGAUAUAGAGUAUUGUGAAAAAACGUUUUUGCCCUUGGUUCGAUAUUAUGUGUGUGCCUCCCACUUGUCCAAGCAUUGACGAUAAGGUAGCAUUCUUUCUUAUAAUAAUAAACAAUUUGAUUCUUCAAAAAUUAUUUGUGGGACCACCGAGACAUGUUCGACGGCCGCUUCUCCCGGGACAAAUUCUCCGAUAACCCUCGAGCCGAUGAUCCCCGAAGCUACGCUGCCUUGGACCAGACUCUCAAAUCGCUUCACCUGCGGAUCUCCCGGUAUGUGUCCGCUGACCAUCCCCACCUACCGCCCAUCUGGUCAGAUUCUGCUGAUACGGCCGCCUUCGUCGACGCCGUGGAUGAAUUACUUUCCACCAUUAGGUAUUGGGAUUCCUUGGCCUUCGAGAAACUCGUCGCCUCCUGCUUAUAUCGCCUUGACGAUCUCCUCCAGCAGUCUAUGUUACGCCUUGAAGAUGAGCUCCGAUUGCUAAUUAAAUGGAGUGCCGAGGCGUUUGACCUCAGUCGAUCAUGCGAAAAUUCUGAGAUCACUAGGACUUGGAAUUUCUCGUUAGACUCCGACUCUGACGACGACAACGACGAUGAAGAUGGGUACGGUAACCCCAACGGAGAGGGAGAGGAUAGUAUCCCCAUCCCCCACCCGGUCUCAGAUUACGUUGUCUUGAUUGAUGGCGGCUUGUUUAAUAGAUCAACGAUUCAAAUUAAUUGGAAUGCUGUUAAUUUCCGAGCGCUUAAGCGCUGCUACCACUCGCACUUAAUUUUUAAAAAUUUUAUCUUUUAUCACGUUUUUCCUGUGGACCCCGCGUGGCGUUCUUAUGUUGCAGGUUGGUGCUUAGCGGCUUAG